This is a messenger RNA of Equus quagga, 699 nucleotides long. It is a transcript of the gene SRSF2, whose product is annotated as serine and arginine rich splicing factor 2. Gene Ontology annotation, molecular function: RNA binding. NCBI's taxonomy places the organism in Eukaryota, Metazoa, Chordata, Mammalia, Perissodactyla, Equidae. The transcript has a single exon. Bases 295 to 660 code for a protein of 121 amino acids. The record is from RefSeq and is a predicted model, not a curated record.
AGGAUUCAUUUCCGGGUGGCGCGGGCGCCAUUUUGUGAGGAAGGCUAUAAAUGAACGCUGGGGCCGGACGCCAGCCCAGUUGUUUCUGUGGUGGAGGGCCUUGCUUGUGUGUUCCGGUCCUCUGCUCGGCUUUCCCAAACGUUUCCACGCGGGCGCCAACUGCCAGCGGAGAGGCGCGGCGUCGAGCCGAGCUAGGCUGAGGAAACCGCCGCCGCCGCCGCCGCCGCGCGCGCCCGCCCAGAGCGUUAGUUGGUCGACGCGCAGCCGCGGGCCCAGGGCCGAGUCUCCAGGGCCAUGAGUUACGGCCGCCCGCCUCCCGAUGUGGAGGGCAUGACCUCCCUCAAGGUGGACAACCUGACCUACCGCACCUCGCCCGACACCCUGAGGCGCGUCUUCGAGAAGUACGGGCGCGUCGGCGACGUGUACAUCCCGCGGGACCGCUACACCAAGGAGUCCCGCGGCUUCGCCUUCGUGCGCUUCCACGACAAGCGCGACGCCGAGGACGCCAUGGACGCCAUGGACGGCGCCGUGCUGGACGGCCGCGAGCUGCGCGUGCAGAUGGCGCGCUACGGCCGCCCGCCGGACUCGCACCACAGCCGCCGCGGCCCGCCUCCCCGCAGGUACGGGGGCGGCGGCUACGGACGCCGCAGCCGCAGGUAACGGGCCGGCCGGGCGGCGGGCGGGCGGGCGGGGCCGGGA